This is a messenger RNA of Gryllus bimaculatus (two-spotted cricket), 311 nucleotides long. The record is from the annotation of a GenBank genome assembly. Lineage: Eukaryota; Metazoa; Arthropoda; Insecta; Orthoptera; Gryllidae.
GAUGACCAUAAAGAACAACAGCUGAACAACGCCGAACGUGCCCGAAACAUCUAAGAGGCCGUCAUGAUACAGAAUGAGAUAUGUUAAUGCCCCAAAAGCCAAACGAAUGGUUAAAUGGAAUCAGGCCGUUAGCAACUGUGGAGGUCUCUAAAGUUAAAUGGCCGUCAGAUGAUGUAAUUGACACAUUUCACAUGACGCAAUUCUCAAGGGAUAGUUAUUGUAUAAGUGCUUUUGUUUCUGUUGCUGCUGCUGUCGGCGACAAAUUAUCUUCCUCAAGGAAAAUUGGUCAUAUUCGGCACGACAACACUUAA